AUGGAUAAGCAUAAUUGUUAUGUAUUUAUAAGAAGGAAAAUAAAAUUCUUCAUACAAAUAUUAUUGUCAUUAUCACCUAAUACAUAUGAUAAUAUUUAUAUAACACAAAAUAGAAUCCUUACAGAAUCAUACAGUAAUAAUAAUAAAUCAUUAAAAACGUCGCAUAUAAACAAAAACACAAAAAGAAAUGAAAUAAAAUAUGAUAAAGACAUAAAUAAUUUAAACACACAUUUUCAAUCACAUAAUAAUAUAUCAACCGAAAAUGAUAACGUAGAAUCUUUACUUGGAGAAAACCAUGAGGAAAUGAAAGAAAUAAAUAAAAGAAAUGAAAAAACGUUUUUUAAAAGUGACUUAUAUUUAAUAGAUUGUCUUGAUAAUAUAUAUAUUGAUAAAUUAAUAGAUCAAAAUGUUCAUAAUAAAUUCUCACCUAUAGCAGAACAUGUAAUGGAAAAUUCAGUAUUCCUGUCUCAUACUUGUAGUAUAUUUACAGUAAUACCAAUACUUACAUAUAUUAUUAAACGCUUUGAUUUUUUAGAACGAUAA
Plasmodium reichenowi is the source of this 543-nucleotide messenger RNA. Its product is annotated as exported protein (hyp6). The record is from RefSeq and is a predicted model, not a curated record. The coding region runs from base 1 to 543 and encodes 180 amino acids. Lineage: Eukaryota; Apicomplexa; Aconoidasida; Haemosporida; Plasmodiidae. The transcript is spliced from 2 exons.